GGGCGGUCUCACUUAUCUCACCAACAGGGGCUUCUGUGUUAACUGAGGCUAAACAAACACAGAUGAACAUUCACACAAAAUCUGCUGCCAAUGUCUGCCUGACUUCACAGGAGGAGCUCUACACAGACGGACAGACAUGUUUCUCACUGAACACUUAUUUAUAUAACGUCCUCGUCAACAUUAUUUCUAUUGCUUAUUUGACUUUUAGCGAUGAAGAACCCAAUGCAUGUAAAUGACGCUCACUGUCAGAUCCUCAACCCGGUUUCUGGAGACAAGAGAUUAAAACGCAAAGCCAGAGAUCCGGUGAAGCAUGUCAGUGAUGUAUCUUACUUUAAACUGUACAAGACUUCACAUCUGAUGGACGACACCAUGUUAAAUAAGUGCGUGAAAAAGUCCAACGCUUUGGAAAUAAUCGCGUCGCGGGAUGACAGCGCUGCAGGGCACGAUAUUUCAAACACUGCCAUCGAUAUGAGAAUCAAUACCGUCAUCGCCGGAGAACCGCGAGACUACAGCUCGAAGACUGUCAAUAAUAAUAAAAGCGUUAUAACAAGCGCGCGGGUUUCGCCUUUGGACAGUCCGCCGGUGUAUGUGCUGUCUCCGCACGCAGUCUCGCAGGCGCCUGGUAGGAGCGAGCGCGCGGAAUCACCAAGGAAACGCACGGGAGAGCAGUCCGUCGCGGGCACGGAGAUCAAAGCCGUACAGCAGACGCGCAGACUGUUGGCGAACGCGCGGGAGAGGACGCGCGUGCACACCAUCAGCGCGGCCUUUGAGGCGCUCAGAAAGCAGGUACCCUGCUACUCCUAUGGGCAGAAGCUUUCCAAGCUGGCUAUAUUAAGAAUAGCUUGCAACUACAUACUGUCACUUGCUCAGCUUGCUGACCUGGACUAUACCCCAGACCACCGCAAUUUGAGCUUCAGAGAGUGUGUGGAGCAGUGCACUCGAACUCUACAGGCUGAGGGUCGCUCCAAAAAGAGGAAGGAAUAAAACGAAGAACAUCUUCAGUGACUCUGGAGAAUGAAGGACCUCAAUGAAGACACUUUUCUCAAUGCAGAAGCCCCUGCAGUGUCACAAUUUACAUGUCAAGUGGGGAGUUUUACUGUAAACACUGUGCAAUAGAUUUUACUACAGCUGACCAGUGUCAAAAACUAAACUUAUUUAGGCUCAGAGUAUGCACACUUAUAUAACUCUUGUGCAGUUUAAAAAAAAACUGUUUUCACAAGCAUUGAUAUAUCAAUUUCAGUUUCCGUGUUUUUGUAUUAUUGGAUGAAGACGUGAAGAAUUGCUCACUGAAACUCCACUGGAUUUGUUUUAACAUUACUUCACAGUAAACAGUGGUAAAAACCUGCAAGAUCAUGUGGCAGACAGUUUUUCUCUAAAACAGGAAAACAUAUAAAAGAGGUAUUAUGCAAAAUACCAUUAUAAUAUUUCUGUUCUCUGAGACUUACAUUAUAAACUAGUAUAAACCAGUCAAAAUGAACUAACAUUUUUAUUAUUAAUUUAAAUCAAUCAGUUAGCUAUAUAUCCAUCAGUUUCAGACAUUUUUUUAUCAGAAUGAUUGGUAAUAUUAAUAUCUACCAAAACAUAUUUUAAUGCUGCAAUAUUUUUGGAUUUGAGAGAAUAAGUGCAGCAUUUCCUCAACCAAAAAAAAAAAAACAUUGCUUCUCUUGUUGGUUAUAGCAGUAAGCAAUUUUGACAACUUGUAAAACCUGUGAUCAGAAGGACUGUAUAUGUACUGUAUAUAUGAAGAAUAGUGACCUGAGCUGUGCAGGAUUCCUAUCAGCAGGCCACAAACAUAUGAUCAGCUACUAUGUUAUUAAUAUGUAAUAAAUGCUGCAAUGUCAAAUCAG
This is a messenger RNA of Misgurnus anguillicaudatus (oriental weatherfish), 1847 nucleotides long. RefSeq names its product atonal bHLH transcription factor 8 (gene atoh8). Gene Ontology annotation, biological process: positive regulation of transcription by RNA polymerase II; anatomical structure morphogenesis. Gene Ontology annotation, cellular component: nucleus. The record is from RefSeq and is a predicted model, not a curated record. Gene Ontology annotation, molecular function: E-box binding; protein dimerization activity; DNA-binding transcription factor activity. NCBI's taxonomy places the organism in Eukaryota, Metazoa, Chordata, Actinopteri, Cypriniformes, Cobitidae.